Rhipicephalus microplus (southern cattle tick) is the source of this 958-nucleotide messenger RNA. RefSeq lists its product as uncharacterized. The record is from RefSeq and is a predicted model, not a curated record. Lineage: Eukaryota; Metazoa; Arthropoda; Arachnida; Ixodida; Ixodidae. Gene Ontology annotation, molecular function: 2-oxoglutarate-dependent dioxygenase activity.
AUGCUGGAUUAUGAAACCAGGUUUGCGGAGCUUCACAGCAAAGCCCUGGCGCUAGGUCUAUCUCGAAAGGAGCUGUUCGAACUACCUAGCGUAAAAAUCUUACAGCGUGUUGGCUCAUCUCCCUCCUUAACACAGCUGCUAAGCCAGAGAAACAAACUUGAAUCAGAACCAUGCAUCGUGGACAUGCCACCUAAAAUUCAGAAUGCCAUGAUGCCUCCUGUCGACUGCACCAUCUGCAAGAACCUCAAGAAAGUGUCUAGAAGGUCAUCACUGAGCCGAUACGACUUCGAAACAGAAUACGCUUAUACCGGGAUACCCGUCGUCGUCACCGACGGGGCUUCUAACUGGACUGCUUUACAGACUUUCUCGCUCAGCUUUUUUGAAAACGUGUACCAGAAUGCGGCAUUCAAAAUGUCUAGAAAUGCCUGUCAAUUCUUUCCUUACAAGACGGAGUUCAGAAGCCUGGAAGAAGUUUUCAGCAUGUCUGCUGAGCGGUCACGACUUCCAUGGUACAUAGGAUGGAGCAAUUGCAACCCUAGUGUGGCAAAUGUUCUGAGAAAGCAUUACCAGACACCGUACUUUCUGCCAGCAUAUUCGGAGGGCUCUACGCUCGACUGGAUUUUCAUGGGAAGCCCAGGUUAUGGUGCUCAUUUGCACAUCGAUCAUGUCGGCAAGCCGUCCUGGCAAGCGCAAAUUAAGGGGAAAAAACUGUGGACGCUGAAGCCCGUUCCCGAGUGUUACUCAACAUGCCACGAGCUUCAAGUAGUUGUACAUCCGGGAGAAAUAUUUGUUGUGGACUCCAACCUGUGGUACCACAAGACGGAGAUUCUCGGCAACGACCUAAGCAUUGCGAUCGGUUCGGAGUACGACUAAUGCGAUCGCCUUACUUUACUUCUUCAGUGUCGUCACGGGUAAAACAAAUGACUCUAAUAAAGAAAAUGUGUGAGCUUGAUCGGUA